CCAUCCCAGUAUCCAAAGCACCACCUCGUCACCGCAAAGCAAGCGUCGUUCUAAUCUUCCGUUCGUUUCAUGCUGAGGUCGUUGUACAGUUUUUCUCUCACUUGAAACCAAAAAAAUAAUAAUGUGCACCCCGCAAGAAUACCCCCACCGCCGCUUCGUGGUCCUCGGCGCCGGCGUCAUCGGCCUCACCACCGCGCUGACCCUGAGGGCCGAGUACCCGGCGAGCAGCAUCGCCGUCCUGGCGGAGCACUUCCCCGGCGACUACCACAUCGACUACUGCUCCCCCUGGGCCGGGGGCAACUGGUGCUCCUCCGCCAACGACAACGGCCUCCUCGAGUCGUUUGACCGCGUCGCCUUCGACCGGUUCCGGGAGAUCGCCGAGACGACCCCCGAGGCCGGCAUCAAGCGCUCGCCGCUGAGGAUGAUUUUUGAUCAACGGAUCGAGGACGCCGAGAUCCUCAGCAAGGGGACGGGGAAGCUUUGGUACGAAGACUUGGUCGGGGGCACGGUGCCGUUGAAGAAGGACGAGCUGCCGGACAAGGCCGUCUUCGGGCUCGACGUGCCGUCUACCUUUGUGAUUAACACGCAAAUCUACCUGCAGUGGCUCCUCGAGCAAUGUAGAAACGGCAAGAUCGAUCUUGUGCGCCGCCGGAUCGAACACAUCGAAGAGGCCCGCCUCACGCCCGACGUGGCCGUCGUCUUCAACUGCACCGGGCUAGGCUCCUACUCCCUCGGCGGCGUCGAAGACAAGUCCAUGUACCCGACCCGGGGCCAGACCAUCCUCGUCGAGCAGCCCAUACGGCCCCUCGAGAGGAUGUACUUCCGCUCGCCGCGCCGCGUCGACAACGACACCACGUACGUCUUCCAGAGGCCGCUCGCCGGGGGCGUCGUGCUCGGCGGCUGCCGUCAGGACGGGAACUGGGACGGGGAGGUCGACCCGGCGCUGGCCAAGACCAUCCUCGAGAGGUGCUGCGCCCUGGCCCCCGAGCUGGGCCGCCCAGAGGAUCUGAAGAUCAUCAAGCACGGCGUCGGGCUGAGGCCGAACCGCAAGGGUGGUCCGAGGAUCGAGGCCGAAAAGAGCGAUGCGGGCUUGGUGGUUCACAACUAUGGAGCAUCCGGAGCAGGAUACCAGGCGUCGUGGGGGAUGGCGGCACACGCCGUUGGACUCGCAAAGGCAGAAAUUGGUCCAGGACAGCUGCCGGCAAAACUCUAGUUCAACAGCCAGAUGAACAUAUGCCUCUAGGCUUGUCCUAUGCUGCAUCGACGUCAUACAGAAGAGUAUUUUGCUGUUUUAUACAAUCACUGCAAAUUCUUCCUUGUUCCUUCAGGUCCACUAAACAAUGAUUUAAAGUAGGUCAUGCAUGUAUAUUAUGGUAAGAAAAUUCGACAUAUUAAAGAAUCCAGCCAGAGUUAACCCUCCAUCCGAUGCCCUGCU
Molecule: messenger RNA, 1435 nt
Organism: Colletotrichum destructivum
Lineage: Eukaryota; Fungi; Ascomycota; Sordariomycetes; Glomerellales; Glomerellaceae
Product: Putative FAD dependent oxidoreductase, D-amino acid oxidase, D-amino-acid oxidase
Exons: 3
Coding region: 122-1213 (363 amino acids)
Biological process (GO): D-amino acid catabolic process
Cellular component (GO): cytoplasm
Molecular function (GO): FAD binding; D-amino-acid oxidase activity
Source: RefSeq, a predicted model, not a curated record